UUCCCUUGCGCAGCCGGAAGUGCGGUGUCGGCACCAAGAUGGCGGACGGCAGCUCCCCGGUCAAGCCGUCCGGAGGGGCGGCGGUGGCGGCUGAUGGGAUGGGAGGCGGCUGCUGCUCGGAGCUCUCUGCCGAGCUCAUCCGCUCUCUGACCGAGCUGCAGGAGCUGGAGGCAGUGUACGAGCGUCUUUGCAGUGAGGAGAAAGUGGUGGAAGAAGAGUUGGAUGCCCUUUUGGAGCAACAAAGCACAAUCGAGAGCAAGAUGGUCACCCUGCAUCGGAUGGGCCCCAACCUGCAGCUGAUUGAGGGAGAUGCCAAGCAGCUGGCUGGAAUGAUCACCUUCACUUGCAGCCUGGCAGAAAAUGUCUCCAGCAAAGUCCGUCAGCUUGACCUGGCCAAGAAUCGCCUCUACCAAGCCAUCCAGAGAGCUGAUGACAUCUUAGACUUGAAGUUUUGUAUGGAUGGGGUUCAGACGGCUCUAAGGAAUGAAGACUAUGAGCAAGCCGCUGCUCACAUCCACCGCUACCUGUCUUUGGACAAGUCAGUCAUUGAGCUCAGCCGGCAAGGCAAAGAAGGCAGUAUGAUUGAUGCUAACCUAAAGUUGCUUCAGGAUGCUGAGCAGCGUCUCAAGGCCAUUGUGACAGAAAAGUUUGAUAUCGCCACCAAGGAAGGGGAUCUGCCCCAAGUGGAGCGAUUCUUCAAGAUCUUCCCUUUGUUGGGUUUACAUGAGGAAGGGCUAAGCAGAUUUUCAGAAUACCUGUGCAAGCAGGUGGCGAACAAAGCAGAAGAAAACCUGCUUCUCGUACUAGGGACAGACAUGAGUGACAGAAGAGCAGCAGUCAUUUUUGCAGAUACCCUCACCCUUCUGUUUGAAGGAAUUGCCCGAAUCGUUGAGACCCACCAACCUAUUGUGGAGACCUAUUAUGGGCCAGGCCGCCUCUACACCCUGAUCAAACACUUGCAGCUGGAGUGUGACCGGCAGGUGGAGAAGGUGGUGGACAAGUUCAUCAAGCAAAGGGACUAUCACCGCCAGUUCCAGCUUGUCCAGAAUAGCACGAUGAGGAGUUCAGCAGCAGAGAAGAUUGAACCGAGGGAACUAGAUCCUAUUCUAACAGAGGUCACCCUGAUGAAUGCACGCAGUGAGCUGUACCUGCGCUUCCUCAAAAAAAGGAUCAGCUCAGAUUUCGAGGUGGGUGACUCCAUGGCCUCAGAAGAAGUGAAGCAAGAGCAUCAGAAGUGUCUGGACAAGCUCCUAAACAACUGCCUCCUAAGCUGUACCAUGCAGGAGCUGAUUGGCUAUUAUAUUACCAUGGAAGAGUAUUUCAUGCGAGAGACUGUCAACAAGGCGGUAGCUCUGGAUACCUAUGAGAAGGGCCAGCUGACUUCCAGCAUGGUAGAUGAUGUGUUCUACAUUGUCAAAAAGUGUAUUGGGCGGGCCUUGUCCAGCUCUAGCAUCGACUGCCUCUGUGCCAUGAUCAACCUCUCCACCACAGAGCUGGAAUCGGAUUUCAGGGACGUUCUGUGUAACAAGCUGCGGAUGGGUUUCCCUGCCACCACUUUCCAAGACUUCCAGCGAGGGGUGACGAGUGCCGUGAACAUCAUGCACAGCAGCCUUCAGCAGGGCAAGUUCGAUACCAAAGGCAUUGAAAGCAUGGAUGAAGCCAAGCUGUCUUUCCUGGUGACCUUAAACAACGUGGAAGUCUGUAGUGAAAACAUCUCCACUUUGAAGACGACCCUGGAGAGCGACUGUACCAAGCUGUUCAGCCAAGGGAUUGGAGGCGAGCAGGCCCAGGCCAAGUUUGACAGCUGCCUCUCUGAUUUGGCUGCUGUAUCCAGCAAAUUCCGAGAUCUCCUACAGGAAGGCCUGACGGAGCUGAGCAGCACCGCCAUCAAGCCACAAGUGAAGCCCUGGAUCAACAUCUUCCUCUCUGUCUCCCACAACAUUGAGGAGGAAGAAUUCAAUGACUACGAAGCAAAUGACCCGUGGGUGCAACAGUUCAUCCUUAACCUCGAGCAGCAAAUGGCCGAGUUCAAGGCCGGGCUCUCCCCCGUCAUCUAUGACAGCCUGACCAGCCUCAUGACCAGCCUCAUUGCACUUGAACUGGAGAAAGUGGUGCUGAAAUCCACCUUCAACAGGCUGGGUGGCCUGCAGUUUGACAAGGAGUUGAGGUCCCUUGUCGCUUACCUCACCACAGUGACCACCUGGACCAUCCGAGACAAGUUUGCCAGGCUUUCCCAGAUGGCAACCAUCCUCAAUCUGGAAAGGGUGACAGAAAUCCUGGAUUAUUGGGGUGCCAAUUCAGGCCCACUCACAUGGCGCCUGACUCCCGCUGAGGUGCGCCAGGUGUUGGCCCUACGCAUUGAUUUCCGCAGUGAAGAUAUUAAGAGGCUUCGCUUGUAGCUGGCAGGACAAGUCCAUCCAACUCCAUGCGUUUUGGGUGCUCUCUCAGUGGUUGAGGCCCAGAAAGCUGUCAGCCUGAAAAUUCCUAGGAUUUGCUGCAAUCCAGGCAGGCCUGACUCAGGCCAACUCUUUGUCACAGCAGUAAUGUCUGGGGGCUCAGCCUGUUCCCUUUCUAGAAACAGGUAAAUGAGUCACCCUAAAUAUCUCUCUGCCUCCUAAGUUUGAUCAGACCCACACAGGACCCCCUUAUAUACAGUCCCUGCAGAGGAGAGAAAAGCCAAACCUCAGGCUAGAAGUAUGGUAACGACCAGAACAUAGAACACAGGCCAUUUUUCUGCUUUGGGUAAGAACAGCAACCUGCCCUCAGACACUACAGACAACAGUUCUAUUUCCCUUCAGGCUGGGACUUUAGGAGCAGCUGGAGAACAAUAGAGCAAAUGCUCCAUUAUCUUUAGGGAUCACAGUAAUAAAGAUUGAGACUUGAAGCUGC
This is a messenger RNA of Trichosurus vulpecula (common brushtail), 2889 nucleotides long. It is a transcript of the gene COG4, whose product is annotated as component of oligomeric golgi complex 4. The record is from RefSeq and is a predicted model, not a curated record. The transcript is spliced from 19 exons. NCBI's taxonomy places the organism in Eukaryota, Metazoa, Chordata, Mammalia, Diprotodontia, Phalangeridae. Bases 39 to 2399 code for a protein of 786 amino acids.